AUGAAAACCACUACCACUAUGGCAUUCCCGUCACCGCUAGCCCUCCUGGCCGUCUCGUGCAUGCUGCUGCUCCUGCUUGUGCGCAGCAUGACGCGAGCCACAAAACAUCUCGCGCACCGCCACCGCCUGCCACCCUCCCCGCGGGGUCUCCCGAUCGUCGGCAACCUCCACCAGCUCGGCGGGCUCCCGCACCGCGCCCUGCACGCGCUCGCCGCGGCGCACGGGCCCGUCAUGCUGCUCCGCCUCGGCCGCGUGCCCACCCUGGUCGUCUCGUCUGCGGACGCGGCGCGCGAGGUGCUACAGCUGCAGGACCACGCCUUCGCGAACCGGCCCUCGCUCACCAUCCCGCGGCGGCUCCUCUACGGCUGCACGGAUAUCGCCUUCGCUCCCCACGGCGCCUACUGGCGCGGCGUGCGCAAGAUCGCCGUGCUCCACCUGCUGAGCCCCGCCAGGGUGCGCGCCUACCGUGGCGAGCGCGAGGAGGAGGUCGCCGAGCUUGUCCGGAAGGUGGAGCGGCAGGCACAUGAAGGCGGCGGCGUGGUGCGGCUGAGCGAGCUCCUGAGCGGCUUCGCCAAGGACGUGAACGGGCGGAUCGUGCUCGGGGUGCGCGCCUCGGGCGGGGCCGGGUGGCGGGCCAAGGUGGACGCGCUGCUCGAGGAGGCCAACGCGCUGCUCAGGGAGUUCCACGUCGGCGACUACUUCCUGUGGCUGGCAUGGGUGGCCGCCGUGGACGGGACGGACGCCAAGGUGAGCAGGGCGUUUGAGAGGAUUGAUCGCAUUCUCGAGAUCAUCGUGGCCGCGAGCGCUGGCACGGGGUGCCGCCACGACGAGGCGUUCGUGCAUGUGCUGCUAUCACUGCAGAGUGAUUCGAGCGGGGCUGGGUGGCGCUUGACCAGGGACAACGUCAAGGCUCUACUUGAGGACCUGUUCGGAGCAGGGACAGACUCGACCAUAAUCGUUUUGGAAUGGGUCAUGGCCGAACUACUCCGCAACAAGGAAGCGAUGCAAAAGCUACAACAAGAGAUCAGACGCCACUGCACGAAGAGUCACUCACGCGUCAUCACCGAGCAGGACCUCCAAGCAUUGAAGUACCUUAGGGCCGUCAUCAAGGAGACGAUGCGGCUGCAUCCGCCAGGGCCUCUCCUUGUCCCUCGCGAGUCUAUGCAGCACGCAAAGGUCCACUUCUACGACGUCCCACGUGGGACAAGAAUCAUUGUGAACGCAUGGGCUGUUGGCAGGGACCCGGCGGUAUGGGAUAACGCUGACGAGUUUCGUCCAGAGCGGUUCCUUGAUAGCGAGGUGGACUUCCGUGGGCAGCAUCCUCAACUCAUACCGUUUGGCGCCGGGAGGAGGAUGUGCCCUGGGAUCGGGUUCACGACAUCCGUCGUCGAGCUGGCACUAGUGAACCUGUUGGGACAAUUCAAUUGGACGGUUCCUAUGUUGAAGAAUAAGGCGCCGGGGAUGGUGAACAUGGAGGAGGCCUCUGGGAUCACAUCACGAAAGAGGGUGCCGCUGUGCGCCGUAGUGACACGGCCGACAUAG
Messenger RNA from Triticum turgidum subsp. durum (durum wheat), 1542 nucleotides. Lineage: Eukaryota; Viridiplantae; Streptophyta; Magnoliopsida; Poales; Poaceae. The record is from the annotation of a GenBank genome assembly.